AGUGGACUGUAUAGGCUGUAAUGAAUGAACAAUGAUAAUUGCUUCUUUAUUUUAAAAAAAAAGUCAUCAUAUCUUAGUAAUCAAUCAAGCUAAAAAUUAAAAAAAAAUUGAUCCAAAAACAAAUGAUUUAUACGUUUUGAAGGGAAACCAGAGAAAAAAAAUUCUCACAACAAUAAUAAAAAUAAAAAAUGUCAGCCUGGAAAUUAAAAAAAAAAACAUAUUCAAUGAUUCUCAAACUACUUCUUAAUUUAAAAAAGAAAUCUUACCUGUAUCAUGCAACUGGCCAAAAAUAAAAAAUAAAAACUAAACCAAAUUCACUUAUCUCUACUUCUAAAAUAAUAAUAGAAAAUCUUUUCACAGAAAAAAAAAUGGACGAAGAACUUGAUUCAUCAGAACUGGGUACACAGAAAUACUGGCAAGAAACUUACAUAAAGGAAAUACAUAAUUAUGAGGACCAUGGUGAUCCCGGCGACGUCUGGUUCGGUGAAGACAGCGCAAUAAGAGUUAUCAACUGGAUAUGUGAUUUGGGCAUUGAUAAAAAUACAGCAAUCGUUGAUCUGGGUUGCGGUAAUGGUUACACACUAUCAGAGCUAGCGAGAAAUGGUUUCACAAAUUUAUUAGGAAUCGAUUACUGUGAGGAAGCUGUGACAUUAGCUGAAAAAGUUAACAAAAAUGAAUUUCCCAUAAUAAAGUUCAAGGUGUUUGAUAUAAUAAACAAUGACGUGGUUACAUUAGGAAAAUUUGGUUUGGUCCACGAUAAAGGAACGUAUGACGCGAUAUCGCUAAACCCGGACAACCCUAGGGAACACAGACAGAAGUACAUCGAACAAGUGGUUGAAAUGUUGCAGGAUAAUGGUAUAUUUGUAAUAACGUCAUGUAAUUGGACAGAAAGUGAAUUAUUAAAACAUUUUCAAGAAAAAUUGAAAUUAAAAUGCGUGAUACCGACGCCACAGUUCAAAUUUGGCGGGAAAGUCGGCAGCGUUGUAUCGUCUAUGGUGUUUGAGAAAAAUGUUUUUGAAUAAAAUUAAAAAAUAUAUAUUUA
This is a messenger RNA of Melitaea cinxia (Glanville fritillary), 1042 nucleotides long. Its product is annotated as EEF1A lysine methyltransferase 2. The transcript is spliced from 4 exons. Gene Ontology annotation, cellular component: cytoplasm. Gene Ontology annotation, molecular function: protein-lysine N-methyltransferase activity. NCBI's taxonomy places the organism in Eukaryota, Metazoa, Arthropoda, Insecta, Lepidoptera, Nymphalidae. The record is from RefSeq and is a predicted model, not a curated record. The coding region runs from base 369 to 1022 and encodes 217 amino acids. Gene Ontology annotation, biological process: peptidyl-lysine dimethylation; peptidyl-lysine monomethylation.